This is a messenger RNA of Chilo suppressalis (striped riceborer), 6626 nucleotides long. The record is from the annotation of a GenBank genome assembly. Lineage: Eukaryota; Metazoa; Arthropoda; Insecta; Lepidoptera; Crambidae.
UUCAUCAUCAUCAUCAUCAACAGCCUAUCCUAGUCCACUGCUGGACAUAGGCCUCUCCAAUUGCACGCCACUCAGGUCGAUCUUGGGCUACUCGCAUCCAGCUUCUGCCAGCCACCUUCGUCACUCCAGCCAGCACAAAUCGUCACUCCAUCGUGCCUGAGGACACUUGAUAAUAUCUAUUCCCUUUAUUUAUAUUCUAUGUUCAGUCGAAAGGAGUUUCAAUUAUCAUUGAAAACAUCCUUUUUUUCUGUUAUCUUUUUUUCUCUCUUCUCCACUCCAGUAUUAAAUUCAACAAAGCAUCAUCGGUGUAUAUGCAACUAUUGUUCUCAAGAAAAUACUAUAUUUAAUUAUGGACAUUCAGAACUUGGCCAUUUUCAAAGUUAUCAGUAAUUACAUAAAUAAAUCCUAUUUUAAGCACAUUUAUGAGACUAUGUCAAAUGACACUCACAUAAAUUUCAUAUUUUCUUGGAUUGCAAAAAAAAAAUAUCUCUACUCAUCUGUUCCAAAGAUAAACAUGCACUAAAGAUGUUAUCAUGAAAGCUAAUCAUGUUUCUAUCUUCUUUUGGCUUUAAACAAUUAACAAAGAUGAAAUGAUGCUUUAAACAAGAUUAGCCCCUAAUUUAAUUUUAAAAUAUUAAUGCAAGUGGCCCUAUUUUGCAUUUAUAAAUAUGGCAAAAAUCUCCUUUACAUGGAACUUUAAUAUUGAUAGUGUAUUCAACAGUUGAUGUCGGGACUUCCUGUUCAUUUUCCUUAUUAGUUACUUAUUUAUAUAUAUUACUCAUUUUCAAGGGCGUCAAUCCAUUUCAUAAAUAUUAUACUUCAAAUAUUUGAUAUUAAUUCAGCAGCAACGCUCAGAAAUCUAUAUAUAUAUAUAUAUAUAUAUAUAUAUAAAACUCAAAGGUAUCAGACUGACUGACAUAGUGAUCUAUCAACGCACAGCCCAAACCACUGGACGGAUCGCGCUGAAAUUUGACAUGCAGGUAGAUGUUAUGACGUAGGCAUCCGCUAAGAAAGGAUUUUGAUCAAUUCUAUCCCUAAGGGGAUAAAAUAGGGAAUGAAAGUUUGUAUGAAACUUUGUCAAUUUUAAACCGAUCGGGCUGAGACUUUGCAUGCAGGUACAUAAUAAUAAAAAAAUCAUAGAUGAAUGUCAUUGUGUAUAAUACAAGCCUGAGAACAAAAACUAUAGUCUACACUUCAGCUCUACACCGAAGCGAAGUGAGGGCGGGCCGCUAGUCAAAUAUACAAUCAUAUUUUAUUAACUGGCUCAUAUAUGUUUAUUUCUAGUUGCUAAAAGUAAGCUGCUCCCAUUAUACAUCUUUUAUUUCCAUUUUGCACCAGCCAAAAUGAUGUAAGAAAUGUUUUACAAAAAACAUAAUACCCUAUGCCGUCAUGUUUUCUUUCAUCAGAUAAACAUCUAUUCAUUACCAUACAAAGUUAAGGAUUACUGCUUUUUAAAAUCGCCAAUCGCAGUUCGCAAUUACAAGUGGUUAUUAAGAGCGACGGUUUAGAAUUCGUUGUUCGUUUGUAAUUAGUUGCGGACGGGACGAUGGACAAAAUGUUCCUUGGUUUCCUUGUGCUGUUACUGAAUUAUUUAUGUUUGUGUUACGGGAAAGAAGCAUCGGAUAUUAUUGGGCACACAAUCAUCGCUUGCCACUCGACAGACUUCGAAUGCUUCAAGCGGCAGUACAAAGCACUAUGUCACGACUUUCUACUGGGCAGCCCACAGCUGGGCAUAGACGAAUACUCCCCGUUCUACCUCCGGUAUGGAGCUUCUGGCACCUGCAUCAGGAUAUCCGGCUUCGAAGAAAGCGAGCUCAAGGGCAUAUCUUUGAACAAUGGUGGUCGGUACUUCAAGAUUAUCGUGGAGACGCCCUUCAGUCUCCACCAGUUGAUGUUUCAGAACCUUCAGUCUUGUAUUCUACCUGAACGUGAAUUUCUGGUAAUGACGAAGCAUACAGGUCCGUUAAAAAAAUAUACUGGAAAUGCCACAAUCCAGGUGACCUUCCCGUUCUAUGUGAAGAAGAAGAAAGGGAAGACGUACAUGAUCCUCGGCGAGGAGGGCGUCGACGUGGUGCUGGACAUCCUCGACUUGUCGAGCCUGAAGGAGGGGACUAAUGAUGAGAAGCUGCGGUACCAACAAUCUGAAUGGGCUUACGACGUAGUGCAGCACGUUAACGUAGCAGAGCGUUUCGUGCUGCCGUUUACGGGACAACUACGAGCCUUCUGCUCCAAAGUUCCUUUAGAGAAAUAUCUACUUCUGUAUCCAGAGGAAGACUACACGAGUGUUUAUUUCAAAUAUUCGGAAACUACAUAUUUUGACACCAAAGACUUCAAAGAUAGGAACAAAGCGAACAAGAGCGACUGAUUCUAAAUUGACAUCUUUUGUAAAUAAAAGAACAGUUGUUGAUUAUGUUACAUCUAUACUUAUAAUAAAUCUGUAGAGAGGUCAAUUCUGUACAUGAAAUAUAUUUUCAAAAUAACUAUCAGGGGGUGAUUAGUGAUCGAUACUGAUGCCAAAAAUGCAAUCAGUAAAAUUUUUGUCUGUCUGUCUGUCUGUGUGUAUGUUCCUUAUAGAAACAAAAACUACUCGACGGAUUUUAACGAAACUUAGUACAAUUAUUCUUCAUACUCCUGGGCAGGUUAUAGUAUACUUUUCAUCACGCUACAAUCAAUAGCAGCAGAGUAGUGAAGGGAAAUGUUGGGAAAACGGGAGAAGUGACUCCAUUUUUUAAGCUUCCGUCGCGUGUGCAGCCUUAAUGGUUAAAGUUACAUAGAAAUCAUGUAUAACGGAAAUAUUCUACAUAAAAUUGUCUAAAAAUAUCCCGCAACAGCAUAUGUGUAUCUUUUAUGGUUGACUCACAAUAACACGUGUAAUUAUAUAAAUAAAGUCAUUGUUUAUAGCACAAGCCUGAGAACAAAAACUAUAGUUUACACUACAGCUCUACUCCGAAGCGAAGCGAGGGCGGGCCACUAGUAUUUAAUAAACUUGUUAUUGAUAAGCUAAUUUUGAACAAAUGCAUUUAGAUUAGUCGGAAGAACAUCAAAGUGUUUAUCAGCAUCAGUUAAAAUUAUACCUAUACGAAAAUAAAAGAGGUGGUUAUUCAAAUCUCAAAAAGUCUGUAAGCUACUUAAGUAAAUAAAACACCGAAAUCUGUGGCAAAAGUUGCCUAUUUUGUAGUGUUUGGGUACGGCCAGAGUGCACUCAGAUUCAGAUUCAGACUCAGGAAACAAGCGCGAGAAAUAUACAAUGUAGUUUAAGCAGGUUGCCUGCUGCCACUAUGGCCACCCUGCUUUAACUACACUGUUUAUUUCUCGCGCUUGUUUUCUGAGUCUGAAUCUGAAUCUGAGUGCACUCUGGCCGUACCCUUUGUUUUUAAACAGGGCGUGACAGUGACGUGACACCCAUAUUACUGACACACGUAGGACAGCUGUUUUGUCUAUGAUAGUGAAUCGCUUACGUCAACGUAGCUGUCAAACUUCAUUGAUUGGGUUGAUAGCAUUGAAGGAAUAGUUGCUUUUUUUUCAUUCGACUCAGAAUUCGACUUGAGACUUAUAAAAAAAAAGAAAGAAGUGGAUCUCUGUUGGUGCGUGUGGAUGGGUGGAUGGAGUUUGCCAGUUGUUGAAAUUUGAAUUAUUUUUUCCCAUAUCGAUUUGAGUUCUCAAUAGGGCGUUUUUUUGACUCGAUUUUGAAUUUUAAUAGAAAUUGAAUUUCCUCGCUGAUUUUGGUAGGUAUUCUGUUUUCCUCCGCUUACGGCGAGCAUAGUUAUAUAUGGGUUUGAGUUGUUACGUUAUCUCGUCUCGAAUGCAGCGGCUGCCUGUUUAACUGUGGCCUUUGCCUUCAGUUGGAGAGAGAAAAAAUCAUAGACACACAUUUGGGAGUUGAUGGUCUUUCUCUAUGCUCAGGUGUCAAAACAACAUUCAAAAAUUUCGACAAUAAAUGUGCCAUGGUUUUGUAUUCUGAUUUACUACAAAAUAAUAUUGAACUUAAGUAUAUUCAAAAAACAAACUAAAUACCGUGAUUCAGAACUUGCAUAGAAAAAUAUUAAACACAACAGUAACGCCAUCUAUCGAUGACUUUGCUAAUUAAAUAAUAUUACUACAAACCUAACAGUGGUCAAAUUCAACUAUCAGGCUGGAGGUUGUAUUGAAGUUGUAUUUAUUUUCAUGUACUUGUUAAAUUACAGCUAUUUAUUUUUGCACUUGUACAACAAUAUCUGAGCUAGACUCGGCAGAAAAAUAAGAAACCCCAAACAAAAGCUUUAAUAUAAUAAAAAUCCACUCGAACCUGGCAUAAGUCUGGAAGAAAAACAAUAUGUCCAUCAAGGGCUUUAGCACGUUCGGAACUAUAAUUUCAUGAAAUUGCUGUAAAUUUUCUAGUGAAACUUUUAAUAACGUUAAAAACUAGAAAUUUGAUGGUUUGAUUUAAAACAUUAGAAAAACACCUUAACAUAAUUAAUUCUCCUGACUCAGAACUACUAAGCAUACAUUUCUUUUAUUUUACUCAAGCGUCAAGCUGAAAUCGUAUCUUUCAAUCAGUUUUUCUCUAGAAAUUUUAAGUAACAAGGUAAUAAAAGCGUGUAAAAAAUCUAAGCUUCUUUCUAAGAACAUGGAAUCUUGUAAUAAAAUUUUGUUGAAUACCCGCUUUAGGGUGUGGAUAGUAGGUAUUUCAAAUUUCGAGCCGAGUCUCAUGUAUUUUAGGCUACUAACAUAAAUAAACAUAAUGUGGUAUGUCAUAAAUUAUACAAUUAAAGUUACCUGACAAUGCCCUAUGGUUCACGUAAGGUUUUACCCCUUUUAGACAUGAUUAAAUACAAAAAACCGCAAGAAAUCACAACAACAAACAAAUACGUAUCAAUACAAAACUUUGACGUUUUACAGAUUGCUGGGUUUGAUUGCCAAAUAAAAAUCUUAAUGUUAGUUCCGUUUUUCGCCACGCCCAUUCUCUUUCCGCACAGACUCUAUUUCCAAUAUUAUUGAGUAAUUUUCAUAUGUAAAAGACACUUUAAACACACAAAUAAUAUAAGUAGUUGCGAGAGAUCACUUGCGUAUUACCUUCCAUGACCACUAGGUAUUGUGUGACACUUUAUUAAAUAAAACAGAGAGAAAAUAAUAGCCCUUGCUGAGUUACUAGCCGGUUCUUCUCUGGCUAAGUUCGUAGACUUGCGAACCCAUAGCAUAGCGUUCGAAGAAAGAACCAACUUGCAAUAGCUUAAACUGAUUGAUUGAAUUUGAGUUUAGGUUUUCUAGAACCUGGUAUCAAAAGCAUAAUAUGCCUAAUAGAUUCAAUCAAUCAAUCAAAUACUUUCUUUGUGAUACACUGGUUAAAAGUUACAUUGGAGUUCAAAUGUGCAGCCUUGAUCAGCCCCAUUUAAUAAUAAAAAAAAAUAAUAAUAAUAAAAAAAAAAUAUAAAUUAUAUUAUAUUUAAUAUAAUUUAUGCAGAACAAUUCAACGUAAUGUCCAUUUGUCCAUUAUCAAAUAAUACGCUCGCACUUUCACGAAAACGUAAAUCCACUAAAAUGUCGAAAAACAUUUCGAAUCAAUAGAAUAAUUAAGAGUCCUUUCACAUUUUUUCCAUAAAAUCGUAAUUUUUGAACGCCUCGUUUAGCCCCUUAGAAGAGAUUUUGACUAUUGCCAAUAGAAGAAAACAGUAGAUUUAUUCUUCCUAUUGUAAGUGAAUGUUGAAUAAGUAUUUGCAAAUACUAUUUUACUGAUCGUUCUACCGCAGCUAGUUUACGGAAACAACGAUAAUAUGCACAACUUUAAACACCUGAAUCUCUGAAUAAUGUUCAAUAAAUUAGAUCAAAUUAAUUACUACCCAUCAGAAAUAAGUUUUUGUUGUAACGUAAUGUAUUAGAAUUUUGAUUUUCCAUCUCAUUAAUUAUCAAAAAAAACAUCUAAUUUUUUUUUUAUUAAUAUGUUUUACGGCUCUGGAUUCUAAAAACAUCUAACCUCGUAUUUUGAUAUUGAAUUUAAUAAUCUAACAUCAUUGAACUACUGAAAUAUGUAUAUAUUUUUAUAAUUAGUUCAUUAACAAUUAUUUUAUAAGACUCGAAACAUCACCUGUAAAGUGCAAUAUAUACUAGUGCAAAUCUACCUAUGCGCCGAUUAGUACGGCAGCGGCGCAAUUUUGUAAAAGGGCUCUUAACAAUAAUAAUGUCGAUAAUAGGACACUCAGAUUGAUUGAUAGAUGAGACUAAGUCCCACUUGUUAGCAAAGUUCUUCAAAUUAAGGCUUUAUCGUGUUAAGCCUUAGAUCAUAUACAUAUUAUAUAUAUCAUAUUUUCGUUUUGUGUGCAAUACCUACCUCGUCCCCCGCUAAAAAUGACGGAAAAUUUUGUUCGGCGAGUGUACGGUAUGGCAUCUCCAUCUGUUUAAGAUCUAAGUGUUUAACACAUUAUUCCGUAUUUGUCAUUUUUUAACAGGUAAAUAGAGAUAGAAUGAGACUUAAACAUGAUUAGCUUUAAAUAUGAAUUAGGAAUUUGGUGCAGAGGCCCAAAUGUCAGUUUACUCGUAGCACCUGGUAGCAUAAGCAUCUAUAGUUCUUGUUGGCCGCUAAGCAUUCAGGCUGGCUAAUAUUACGCUUUAUAGAUAUUAACGGGAUUGUUACCAUGUACCUUGUUUUUUAU